Molecule: messenger RNA, 2701 nt
Organism: Tetranychus urticae (two-spotted spider mite)
Lineage: Eukaryota; Metazoa; Arthropoda; Arachnida; Trombidiformes; Tetranychidae
Gene: Nct
Product: Nicastrin
Biological process (GO): protein processing; Notch receptor processing
Cellular component (GO): plasma membrane
Source: RefSeq, a predicted model, not a curated record
UACAUUUUGGGUUCACAUAUUGGAUAUUUUAUUAAACAUAUGAAAAUUUAAUUAUGAUAUUUAUCAAUAAGACAUUUAUGUGAAUCAUUUCUUAACAUUUCUCAAAAUAUAUUAAAGCCGUGUCAUGUUUAAAUUAAUCUUGUCAAUAAUCUUUUCUCUAUCUACACUCGAUGCUGUCACCGCGGAUAGGAUCGCACGUGGUAAAAUUUAUCGAGACAUAGAAAGUAAAUACUUUUGUAUCCGGCGUUUGAAUGCAACCCAUCAGUUUGGUUGCCAGUCCGAUUUUUCUGGCAGUAUCGGUGCACUGCAUUUAGUUGCCUCAUCGAAUGGCCAAAUCGAUAAUGAUGAUGUCAAAUUCAUCACAAGUGAAGGUUCAACACCUCCAUAUAUUCCUGUUAUCAAUGUUGAUAGUCUUACCACAAAAGUCAUGGAACAAUUUCGUGAUUCUGGUAGAGUUUCUGGUGUGAUUGUUAUUAAACAUAAUGAUACUAAAUUAAGUGUCUUCUCAACUGAUAAAUCAUGCCCUAAUGAGGAUUAUGGACUUUAUACUAGUGCAUUCAAUAAAAGUUAUGCUGAAUAUGACAAUUGUGCUAAACAAAAGUGGAAUAAUCCAAAUAAUCCUGUUUCAGAAUUAUUCUAUCGAGACUUUGGAUUUCCUGUGUUAAUGAUUGAAAAUACUGUUGAUAUUGAUGACAUUCUUCAAUGUAUUGAUAAAUAUGGAGUUACCAAACAAAAUUCUAAACGAUCCUGGCCUUUGUGCUCAGCUGAAUUAUUUAUACACAUGAAUGCUGCAAAAGAUUCAAAAACAUGCAUCAGAAGAAAUGGAUAUUCGGUUCAACUUGACAAUGCAAUUCGUUACUGUGAUCCAUUAGGCUCAUUCAACAUCUUCAAUCCUUUUAUUCCCAUCAAUUCAAAUUUUACAGUUCCAGAUAAGUCAUUAAUCGUGGUUGCUUCCCGUUUAGAUUCAUUUUCUCUCUUUUUUGACAAAACUCCUGGAGCUGAUUCACCAGUUACUAGUAUAGCUGUGAUUUUAAGCAUUGCUGAGACUCUUGGAAAAAUUCGAGAUAAAAUAACAUCCAAACAAAAAGCUAAUAGAAAUAUUCUGUUUUCAUUAUUUAAUGGAGAAUCAUUUGAUUAUAUUGGAUCUGGUAGAGCAACUUAUGAUUUAAAGAAAAAGAUACUCAAGGGUCUCUCUACAUCAGAUCUCAAGCAACUUGAUCUCACUACUCUAUCAUUAGAUCAUCUAUCAAGCUUCAUCGAAUUAGGACAAUUGGCCCCUCAUUCAUCAGAUGAUAUUUAUUUACACACUGAUCCAAUUUCUACUAAAGACCCAACGACUUUAAGUCUAGUUAAUGCUUUGAUUGCAAAUUUAAAAAAACCGACAACAAUAUCUUUAAAAGAAUCGCCUAAGGAUCUGCCUUUGCCACCGGCUUCUUUUCAAAGCUUUCUCCGAGAAAAUUUAAAACUUCCAGGAGUUUUUCUAGCUAAUCAUAAUGGAUUAUACGAAAAUAAAUUCUACAAUAGUUUCGCUGACGAUUACUCAAACGUUGAAUUCGAAAAGGACAGUAAAAGUGAUGCAAAAAUAGUCCAACAUUUGGCUAAUAUUUCAACUCAAAUAUCCCAAGCUCUUUAUGAGAUGUUAACAGACGAAAGUGAUUUAUCAAUUAAGAGUGAUCCAAAUACCAUAUCAGAUCUUCUUUAUUGUUUUAUUAUUGAUGCUUCUUGUCCUUUAUUCGUCAAACAUGGUUUUAAUAUAAGCUCGGCCUCUCAAUUAGAAGGAUUGAAGACGUUACCUUUUUACGUCUCUGUUCGUCAACAAUUCACUAGUUCAUUUUAUUUGAUGAGUAUCAUUGCUCAAAUACUCGCAACAUUCACCGGAACAUUUCUUGAUGCGGAUAAAGAUAAAUGUACAAAACUUAAAGCUGCUAAUAAAUGGUUGAGUUAUUAUUACAUUCCAGGAUUUUCGCCAAACAGAUCCUGUAUUGAAUCUCAGGUAUUCGCCACGGAAGCUGUCUCUCCAGUCUUUAUUAAUAAUGAGCCAGACUGGAGUUUGCCAUAUUCAACAUGGACUGAAAGCAUUUGGGAUCAACCUUCAGUUCGUAUUUUCCUUCAACCUGGUCCAAACCAAGAGUGGGCCACACUAACUGUGGGACUUUUGAUUACAUCAUUAUCAUUCUUAAUAGUGCGAUUUGUUAGAAACAAAUCUAAAACAUUGUUUAAACUACCUGGUGAUAAUGGUGUUAGUUUAAUGAGAGAAAACGGAGUUGAUUGCUAGGAUAAGUCCACAAAUUAUGUUACCAUGAUGGAUCUCAAUCAUAGUCUACUGAUUAAUCAGUCAAAUAGCGAUAGAGUAAAUAUAUCAGUAUUACCUGAUAAAAAUUUACCAGUCUCUGACCUAUGAUUAUUAUUUAAAAUUGAGGAAUGUGAUUUCAAUCCAACUUGAUAACAUGAUUUGUGGGUCUUGUUAGAAAUUAAAAAGCAAAUCAAGUAUUAUUUAUGUAAACAGCAUUCUAGGUGAUUUUUAUUGAUUUUUUCCACCAUCUCAGACCAUUAAUCAUGGCUGACCUACCUAUGUUAAGCUGACCAAUCUUAUCUUACCACAAUUAAUUCAUUAACAAAUUUGAUAAACACAAGCUCAAUCAAUUAAUGUAUGUGCGUUGUAUAACAUUGUUUAAUAAAAUUUUAAUAUGGAUUGAAUGUA